AACUUUAAUUUUAAAAAUAAUAACGGAUCGAACGCCUUCGAGUUAUUAUUAUUUCAAGAAAUGGACAUGGCUUUGUCAAUGGAUAAUAUUGUUAUAUCCAAUGAAGAGGAAAUUUGUAUGAUGAAAUCUAUGCAUCUACCUUGUGGUUUAUAUCUUAACAUGGUGAUAAGAGCUGCCAUUGAACUUGACCUAUUUGAGAUUAUAGCAAAAUCUACUACUCAAAAACUAUCUUCUUAUGAAAUUGCAUCUCAAAUUCCCACAAAAAACCCUAAUGCAUCAUCCCUUGUUCUUGAAAGGAUUUUAAGGUUUCUUGCUAGUCAAUCUUUUCUCACAUGCAACAUUACAAAAAAUGAUGAUGGAAAUGUUCACACAUCAUACAAUUUGACUCCAUUAAGCCAAAGUUUAAUCUCAGAUAAAGAUGGAACAUCAAUUGCUCCCUUUUUACUAUUGAAUACUGAUCCAGUAGGUGUUCAUGCUUGUUUUCAUUUGAAAGAUGCAAUAUUAGAAGGUGAGGUACCAUUCAACAAGGCCCAUGGGGUGCAUGCUUAUGAAUACCAUGGAAAAGAUAGUAGAAUGAAUGGUGUAUUCAACAAAGCUAUGCAAAAUGUCACUUGUAUUGACAUGAACAGAGUUCUUGAGUGUUACAAUGGAUUUCAAGGAGUAAAAGAGAUAAUAGAUGUGGGAGGUGGACUUGGAAUAUCAUUAGCUUCUAUAAUUUCCAAAUAUCCUAAUAUCAAGGGCAUUAAUUUUGACCUACCUCAUGUCAUCAAAGAUGCCCCUACUUAUGAAGGCAUAGAGCAUGUUGGAGGAGACAUGUGGGAUAGUAUUCCUCAAGGGGAGCUCAUCAUACUGAAGGCGGUACUUCAUAAUUGGGAUGAUGAAGAUUGUGUGAAAAUACUGAAGAAUUGUUGGAGAGCAUUGCCAAAUGAUGGUAAAGUAGUUGUAAUUGAACAAAUACAGCCAGAAUAUCCAGAGACUAAUCCUCUAUCUAAGCAUUCAUUUAGUUUUGACAUAUCAAUGAUGAUUAUAUUUCAUGGAGGCAAAGAAAGAACAAAACAACAAUUUGAAGAUUUGGCUAAACAAGCUGGAUUUACAUCUAUCAAAGUUGUGGCUCGAGCAUAUUAUUCUUGGCUCAUCGAACUCUACAAGUAUUAGAUACCUCUUUUUAAAUAAUUUAUGCUGCCUUCGUUUCAAAUUACCUGACGUCCUUAUUAUGAUUUCAAGAUUCAAAUUUUUAAAUUUCGAUCAUAUUUGGAUGAAAAAAUUACCAUCAAAAUGAAAAUUUAUUUGUCUCUAGAAAAUGACAUAUAAAUUGGAUUUGGAUGAGAAGGAGUUAAUUAGUCUUUCAAGAAUAAAGAGUUAAUUGGUUUAAGUAUUUGCUGUCUAUUUCUAAUUAUAUUCUGAUGUUUUUUUAUGUAACAUGAUUUUCAAUGAAGGACCUUAUAACAUUAGAAAAGAA
This is a messenger RNA of Solanum pennellii, 1459 nucleotides long. RefSeq names its product caffeic acid 3-O-methyltransferase-like. The coding region runs from base 61 to 1155 and encodes 364 amino acids. The transcript is spliced from 4 exons. Lineage: Eukaryota; Viridiplantae; Streptophyta; Magnoliopsida; Solanales; Solanaceae. Gene Ontology annotation, biological process: methylation. The record is from RefSeq and is a predicted model, not a curated record. Gene Ontology annotation, molecular function: protein dimerization activity; O-methyltransferase activity; S-adenosylmethionine-dependent methyltransferase activity.